AUGUCUCACGAUUUAUGCGUUCUCGGUCUCGGUACAAUGGGCAGCAAUAUCGCUCGUAACUUCGCCCACCACGGCUUCAAGGUCGCUGUUUUCAACAGAACUUGGGCUAGAACAGAAGCUUUACUCGCCAUGAAGGAACCAAAUAUCGACGGCUACAAGACACUCCCAGAAGUUGUUGCCGUCCUUAAGAAGCCACGUAUUUUCUUACUCAUGGUUACAGCUGAAUUCGUUGAUAACGUUGUUGAUCAACUUAAGCCACUCCUUGAGAAGGACGAUGUCAUCAUCGAUGGUGGCAACUCUCACUGGCCAGAAACAGAACGCCGCCAAAAGGCAAUCGAGCCAACAGGAAUCCACUUCGUUGGCAUGGGUAUCUCCGGCGGUGAAGAGGGUGCUCUCAACGGCCCAGCUAUGAUGUUUGGUGGCCACCUCCAGGAUUGGGAGAACUGCAAGAGAGUUUUACUCCCAAUUGCCGCCAAGUCUCAGGAUGGCGCUCCAUGUGUCGACUACAUGGGUCGCGGUGGUGCUGGCCACUUCGUUAAGAUGGUCCACAACGCCAUUGAGUAUGCUGAUAUGCAACUUAUUGCUGAAACAUACUACAUCAUGAAGAAUGCCCUCAAGAUGGACAACGUCGCUAUCGCUGAUGUCUUCGGAAAGUGGAACCAGGGCGUCCUUAAGUCAUAUUUGAUCGAAAUCACAGAGAAGGUUCUCCGCAAGAAGGAAGGCGACAAGCACAUUGUCGACCUCAUCCUCGAUACAGCUGAACAGAAGGGCACAGGCAAGUGGACAUCCCAGGACUCCUUCGAUAUCCCAUCUGCCACACCAGCCUUCGCUGAAGCUGUUUACGCCAGAGUCAUCUCCUGCCUCAAACCAGAACGUGUUGAAGCUUCAAAGAUCAUCAAGCAUCACCCACUUGAGGGAUUCGACAUCAAGGUCACAAUUGACGACCUUGAGAAGGCUCUUUACGCUGUUAAGAUCAUCUGCUACGCUCAGGGCUUGUCCAUGAUCCAGAAGGCUUCCGCUAAGAUGGAUUACGGCGUCGAUAUCUCCAAGUGCGCUAAGGUCUGGCGUGGUGGCUGCAUCAUCCGCGCUAACUUCCUUAACGAUGUUUCCGCUUACUACACAAACGAAACAAAGAACUUGUUAACAAUCGAUUUCUUCAGAACAGCUGUUGAAGAGCGCGUCCAGUCAUGGCGUAAGGUCUGCGCUCUCAGCACAAUCCAGGGCUAUCCAAUCCCAUUAUACUCAUCUUGCCUCGCUUAUUUCGACUCAUACGGAUCAGAUGUUCUCCCAGCUAACCUUAUCCAGGGCUUGAGAGACUUCUUCGGUGCUCAUACAUACGAGCGUGUUGACAAGGAAGGCAAGUUCCACACAGAAUGGGAGCAGCACUAA
Molecule: messenger RNA, 1389 nt
Organism: Trichomonas vaginalis G3
Lineage: Eukaryota; Parabasalia; Trichomonadida; Trichomonadidae
Product: 6-phosphogluconate dehydrogenase family
Exons: 1
Coding region: 1-1389 (462 amino acids)
Biological process (GO): pentose-phosphate shunt, oxidative branch; pentose-phosphate shunt
Cellular component (GO): cytosol
Molecular function (GO): phosphogluconate dehydrogenase (decarboxylating) activity; NADP binding
Source: RefSeq, a predicted model, not a curated record